This is a messenger RNA of Penicillium riverlandense, 561 nucleotides long. RefSeq names its product polyadenylate-binding protein. NCBI's taxonomy places the organism in Eukaryota, Fungi, Ascomycota, Eurotiomycetes, Eurotiales, Aspergillaceae. The record is from RefSeq and is a predicted model, not a curated record. The transcript has 4 exons. The coding region runs from base 1 to 561 and encodes 186 amino acids. Gene Ontology annotation, molecular function: RNA binding.
AUGGCCUCCGAACAAACAGAGAUAAAGGACGAGCAGCUUCCUCCUCAGGAAGCUGGUGGCGAUGACGAGGAGGAAAUCGCCGCGAUGAAGCGACGGGUGGCCGAGAUGGAGUCCGAGGCGGCCAAGUUGCGCGAGAUGCAGCAAACGCUCGACCAGCAGUCGGAGAACCUGGCAGAAAAUAAAGAAGAGAUCGAUGCCCGGAGUGUAUUUGUCGGCAAUGUGGACUACGGCGCCUCGCCCGAGGAGAUCCAGGCGCACUUUCAGAGCUGUGGCUCAAUCAACCGCGUGACGAUUCUGCUGGACAAGUUCAGCGGCCAGCCCAAGGGCUAUGCCUACGUGGAAUUCGCAGAGCCGAGUCUUGUGGCCCAGGCGCUGGUUCUCAACGAGAGUGUCUUCCGCGGUCGCAAUCUGAAGGUCGUCCCCAAGCGCACUAACCUGCCCGGCAUGAACCGUGGCCGGGGCCGGGGUGGCUUCCGUGGCGGCCGGGGUCGUGGCUCUUUCCCUCGCGGCGGCUAUCGUGGUGGCUACCGGGGCCGAGGACGCGGCUAUGCCCCGUACUAA